Puma concolor (puma) is the source of this 1761-nucleotide messenger RNA. Lineage: Eukaryota; Metazoa; Chordata; Mammalia; Carnivora; Felidae. The record is from RefSeq and is a predicted model, not a curated record.
AUGCUACCUCUUGUCACUAUGAAGACAUUACUUCGUGCCAAGUGUUUUUGGCGCCUAGCAAUCCCUGGUUCUGUGAGAGAACUGCAUAAAGAUUAUAGAAUAGUGCCUCCUCAGAAUUUUUCCAACUAUGAAUCCAUGAAACAGGAAUUCAAACUGGAGACUCCAGAGUAUUUCAACUUUGCUAAAGAUAUCCUGGACCAAUGGACCAAUAUGGAAAAGGCUGGAAAGAGACCUUCCAAUCCAGCCUUCUGGUGGAUAAAUGGAAAUGGAGAAGAAGUGAGAUGGAGUUUUGAAGAACUGGGAUCUUUGUCUAGAAAAUUUGCCAAUAUACUUACAGAAGCCUGUGCCCUGAAAAGAGGAGAUCGAGUAAUUGUGAUUCUGCCCAGGAUCCCAGAAUGGUGGCUUGCAAAUGUAGCCUGUCUGCGAACAGGGACAGUUUUAAUUCCAGGAACCACCCAGCUGACCCAGAGAGACAUUCUCUACAGACUUCAAUCUUCAAAAGCAAAGUGCAUUAUCACCGACGAAGUUUUAGCCCCCGCAGUAGAUGCUGUUGCAUCUAAAUGUGAAAAUCUGCACUCCAAGCUAAUUGUGUCUCAGAAACCCAAAGAUGGAUGGGGGAACCUCAAGGAAAUGAUGAAACAGGCCAGUGACAACCACACCUGUGUGAAAACAAAACACGAUGAGAUGAUGGCCAUUUACUUUACCAGUGGAACAAGUGGAACUCCGAAAAUGACCGGACACACCCAUAGCAGUUUUGGUUUAGGAUUAUCUGUAAAUGGAAGGUUCUGGCUGGAUUUGACACCUUCAGAUGUGAUGUGGAAUACCUCAGACACAGGCUGGGCAAAGUCUGCAUGGAGCAGCAUCUUUUCUCCAUGGAUCCAGGGAGCAUGUGUAUUUGCACAUUACUUGCCACGUUUUGAGCCAACUUCCAUCUUUCAGACACUUUCCGAGUUUCCCAUCACCGUCUUCUGUUCAGCGCCGACUGCAUACCGAAUGCUUAUACAGAAUGAUAUGACCAGCUAUAAGUUCAAAAGCUUAAAGCACUGUGUGAGUGCUGGGGAACCAAUCAAUCCUGAAGUGACUGAACAAUGGAGAAACCGAACAGGUCUGGAUAUCUAUGAAGGAUAUGGACAGACAGAAACGGUGCUAAUCUGUGGAAAUUUUAAGGGAAUGAAAAUCAAGUCUGGCUCAAUGGGAAAGCCAUCUCCUGCUUUUGAUGUUAAGAUUUUAGACAUAAAUGGCAAUGUUCUACCUCCGGGAGAAGAAGGAGAUAUUGGCAUUCAGGUCCUACCUAAUCGACCACUUGGCCUUUUUGCUCAUUACAUAGAUAAUCCUACAAAAACAGUUUCAACCCUACGAGGCAAUUUCUAUAUCACUGGGGACCGGGGCUAUAUGGAUGAAGAUGGGUAUUUCUGGUUUGUCGCAAGAUCUGAUGAUAUCAUAUUAUCCUCUGGUUACAGAAUUGGACCAUUUGAGGUAGAAAGUGCCCUGAUUGAGCAUCCUGCAGUUGCAGAGGCAGCUGUUGUCAGCAGCCCAGAUCCCAUCAGGGGAGAGGUAGUAAAGGCUUUUAUUGUUCUGAGCCAUGAUUACAAGUCACAUGAUCAAGAACAACUAAAAAAGGAGAUUCAGGAACAUGUAAAAAAAAUUACAGCACCUUAUAAAUAUCCCAGAAAGGUAGAAUUUAUUCAAGAGUUGCCAAAGACUAUCAGUGGGAAGAUAAAAAGAAAUGAACUAAGGAAGAAAGAAUGGGAAAUGAUUUAA